GUAAACGUCAUUGGUGACCGACUCCUCAAGGAACUCCCGUUUCCCCUUCUAAGUCGGUCAUCGCUCAGACUCUUCACGCUAUAAAUUUCCUCAACAUCCCCUCUUUCUUUCAUUCAUCCUUUCUUGUUGUACUAGUCUUCUGAAAUUCUCCCCAAUUCUUCUAUCAAAAGCGGCUUUCUAUUUUCUAUCCCAACAAGAUGCAAAUCUUCGUGAAAACCCUCACCGGGAAGACCAUCACUCUUGAAGUUGAAAGCUCUGACACAAUUGAUAAUGUGAAAGCCAAGAUUCAGGACAAGGAGGGCAUCCCUCCGGACCAGCAAAGGCUGAUAUUUGCCGGAAAACAGCUGGAGGAUGGACGCACCCUUGCCGACUACAACAUUCAGAAGGAAUCCACCCUUCACUUGGUUCUGCGCCUGAGGGGAGGCAUGCAGAUCUUUGUAAAGACCCUUACCGGAAAAACAAUUACCCUCGAAGUUGAAAGCUCUGAUACAAUUGAUAAUGUCAAGGCAAAGAUUCAGGACAAAGAGGGCAUUCCCCCAGACCAGCAGAGGUUGAUUUUUGCUGGAAAACAACUUGAAGAUGGCCGCACCCUUGCUGAUUAUAACAUUCAGAAGGAGUCGACCCUUCACUUGGUGCUUAGGUUGAGGGGAGGGAUGCAGAUCUUUGUGAAGACCCUCACGGGAAAGACUAUCACUUUGGAGGUUGAGAGCUCAGAUACAAUCGACAACGUGAAAGCUAAGAUCCAGGAUAAGGAGGGAAUCCCUCCGGAUCAGCAGAGGCUGAUCUUUGCUGGCAAGCAGCUUGAAGAUGGCAGGACUCUUGCUGACUAUAAUAUUCAGAAAGAGUCAACUCUUCAUUUAGUGCUGAGAUUGAGGGGUGGAAUGCAGAUUUUUGUCAAGACGUUGACAGGGAAGACCAUAACUCUUGAGGUGGAGAGUUCAGAUACUAUAGAUAAUGUGAAGGCAAAAAUUCAGGACAAGGAGGGCAUACCACCAGACCAGCAAAGGUUGAUCUUUGCUGGUAAGCAGCUUGAGGAUGGCCGCACGCUUGCAGAUUACAACAUCCAGAAGGAAUCAACGCUCCAUUUGGUUCUCAGGUUGAGGGGGGGAAUGCAAGUUUUUGUUAAGACUCUGACUGGAAAGACCAUCACUUUGGAGGUGGAGAGCUCAGAUACGAUUGAUAACGUCAAAGCUAAGAUCCAGGACAAGGAGGGGAUCCCACCUGACCAGCAGAGAUUGAUCUUUGCUGGUAAACAGUUGGAAGAUGGAAGGACUUUGGCAGAUUAUAACAUCCAGAAAGAGUCCACCCUUCACCUUGUCCUGCGUCUGCGUGGUGGGAUGCAAAUCUUUGUGAAAACACUCACCGGGAAGACCAUCACUCUUGAGGUUGAAAGCUCUGACACAAUUGAUAAUGUUAAAGCCAAGAUCCAAGACAAGGAGGGCAUCCCUCCAGACCAGCAGAGGCUGAUUUUCGCUGGAAAACAGCUCGAGGAUGGACGCACCCUUGCUGACUACAACAUCCAGAAGGAAUCCACCCUUCACUUGGUUCUGCGCUUGAGGGGAGGCAUGCAAAUAUUUGUCAAGACGCUUACCGGAAAAACAAUUACCCUUGAAGUGGAAAGCUCUGACACAAUUGAUAAUGUCAAGGCUAAGAUUCAGGACAAAGAGGGUAUUCCUCCGGACCAGCAAAGGUUGAUUUUUGCUGGAAAACAACUUGAAGAUGGACGUACCCUUGCUGAUUAUAACAUUCAGAAAGAGUCGACCCUUCACUUGGUGCUCAGGUUGAGGGGAGGAAUGCAAAUCUUCGUGAAGACACUCACCGGAAAGACUAUAACCUUGGAGGUUGAGAGCUCGGAUACAAUUGACAAUGUUAAGGCUAAGAUACAGGACAAGGAGGGAAUUCCUCCGGAUCAGCAGAGGUUGAUUUUUGCCGGUAAGCAGCUUGAGGAUGGCAGGACUCUUGCUGACUACAAUAUUCAGAAAGAGUCCACCCUUCAUUUGGUACUCAGGUUAAGGGGUGGAAUGCAGAUUUUUGUUAAGGCUUUGACAGGGAAGACCAUUACUCUUGAGGUGGAAAGUUCAGAUACAAUUGAUAAUGUGAAGGCAAAAAUACAGGACAAAGAGGGCAUUCCCCCAGACCAGCAAAGGUUGAUCUUUGCAGGUAAGCAGCUUGAGGAUGGGCGCACACUUGCGGAUUACAACAUUCAGAAGGAGUCAACCCUUCAUCUCGUGCUCAGGUUGCGAGGAGGAAUGCAAAUUUUUGUUAAGACUCUGACUGGAAAAACCAUCACAUUGGAGGUGGAGAGCUCGGACACCAUUGAUAAUGUGAAGGCUAAGAUCCAGGACAAGGAGGGGAUCCCACCAGACCAGCAGAGGUUGAUAUUUGCUGGGAAACAAUUGGAAGAUGGAAGGACUUUGGCCGAUUACAACAUCCAGAAAGAGUCCACCCUUCACCUUGUUCUGCGUCUGCGUGGUGGCUUCUAAAUGCUCCAUCUGUUUCAGCCCGCUUGGCUGACUUGUGUUUGGUGUUUAUGCCUUGGGCCAAUGGCUUCUUAAAAAGUUUUUAAUUUAGUAUUGUUCCAGGGUUUGCUGGUGGUGUUAUUCCAUGUAUGUAUGUAACGGGAAGUGAUGCCAGUGUUGUUUGUUUUGUUAAUAAAAUUUAGAAUUUUCUAAAUAUUCUUACCCUG
This is a messenger RNA of Coffea arabica (coffee), 2686 nucleotides long. The record is from RefSeq and is a predicted model, not a curated record. Lineage: Eukaryota; Viridiplantae; Streptophyta; Magnoliopsida; Gentianales; Rubiaceae.